Messenger RNA from Striga hermonthica, 921 nucleotides. NCBI's taxonomy places the organism in Eukaryota, Viridiplantae, Streptophyta, Magnoliopsida, Lamiales, Orobanchaceae. The record is from the annotation of a GenBank genome assembly.
AUGGGAUUUUUGACCAGAAAUAGCAUCCGGUGGUUGUUGAAAGCAGCAGCCAUUUCUACUUCUUCCACCACCUCCUCCUCCUCCUCCUCCUCCUCCGCUCUUCUUCUUCUUCUUCAUAGUAUUAUUCCUAUUUCUUCUUCAAAUUCCUCUUCCGCCACACACAAAUUGUCCUACCCCUUAUCCCAUCGCCGCCACUGCUACACCUCCUCCGCUAUGGGUGACGUCACCGCCGAUUCCAACAUGGACGCUGUCCAGAGGCGCCUCAUGUUCGAAGACGAAUGCAUCUUGGUUGAUGAGAAUGACCGCGUUGUUGGCCAUGAUACCAAGUAUAACUGCCAUCUCAUGGCAAAGAUUAAUUCUGAAAAUCUGUUGCACAGAGCUUUCAGUGUCUUCCUCUUCAAUUCAAAAUAUGAGUUGUUGCUUCAGCAACGAUCUGCUACUAAGGUGACCUUCCCAUUGGUGUGGACAAACACCUGCUGCAGCCAUCCCCUCUACAGAGACUCUGAGCUUAUUGAAGAGAAUGCCCUCGGGGUGAGAAAUGCUGCUCAGCGGAAGCUGUUGGAUGAACUCGGCAUCCCUGCCGAAGAUGUUCCGGUCAAUCAGUUCACUCCUUUGGGACGUAUGCUCUACAAAGCACCGUCUGAUGGCAAGUGGGGAGAGCAUGAACUUGACUAUCUCCUCUUCAUUGUGCGGGAUGUCAACGUGAACCCUAAUCCAGAUGAAGUAGCUGACGUGAAGUAUGUGAACCAAGAUCAGUUAAAAGAACUACUGAGAAAAGCUGAUGCUGGUGAAGGGGGUGUGAAAUUAUCCCCGUGGUUCAGAUUGGUUGUCGAUAACUUCUUGUUCAAGUGGUGGGAUCACGUUGAGAAAGGGACUCUCAAGGAUGCAGCUGACAUGAAGCCUAUUCACAAAUUAACUUAA